Molecule: messenger RNA, 786 nt
Organism: Saccostrea cuccullata (small rock oyster)
Lineage: Eukaryota; Metazoa; Mollusca; Bivalvia; Ostreida; Ostreidae
Exons: 4
Coding region: 1-786 (261 amino acids)
Source: RefSeq, a predicted model, not a curated record
AUGGCGGACGGCGGCAGCAGUCAAAAUCUUGUCCUUGUAACUGCAAACAUUGAUGGUACCACUUACACUGCCUUAAUGAGUGAGGAGCUAGCAGAACUGUACAGGUACAGGUGUGAUCCAAAGACUAGAAAUGUUUUAGCAGAUGCCAUAAGAGCUCAGAAUACUGGGAGUGAAACACCAUGUACCAGUAAUGAAAUGCCAUGUACCAGUUAUGAAAGGCCAUGUAAUGAAAGUCCUGUUGAAAACGAAUCACCAUGCAGCUCUUCAAGGUCAAGUUUUUCCACACCAGAGUCUACCAGUGCCUCAUCAUCAACAAAUUCAACAUCAGAUCAGUCUAUUCAUAUUUGGACGAAUGCAGAAGAAAAACGACUAAUAGACUGCCGGUUAUCAAAAGAGGAAGAUUUUUGCAGUAACAAGUCGCACGACUCCUUGUGGCAAGCUAUUACAAAGGAGUUGAAUGGUGAGGGGAUGAAAUUGACAAAACAGCAGAUAAUUAACAAGUGGAAAAGUUUAAAGAAAAAAUAUAAAGAAAUAAAUGACCACAACUCAAAAACAGGAGCAGAUCGUAUGGACUGGAAAUAUAAAGAAGCAUUUGAUGGGGCAUAUUGGAAUAAGGCAUCUACAAAACUAAGUGCAUCUUUUGACACAGGUCGACUAAAGGAGUCAACAAAAAGUGAUGAGAGUUUGAAAAGAAAACUUGAAAAGGGAGAUAAGAAAGAAACAGUGGAGACAAAAGCUGAAUUGCCAAAAAAGAAGAAGAUCAGAUCUAAUUUGAAAAGCGAUUAA